Molecule: messenger RNA, 1635 nt
Organism: Aaosphaeria arxii CBS 175.79
Lineage: Eukaryota; Fungi; Ascomycota; Dothideomycetes; Pleosporales
Exons: 2
Coding region: 1-1233 (410 amino acids)
Source: RefSeq, a predicted model, not a curated record
AUGCGUGCUUUCGCGGUCGUGCUCGGUGCAAUGGCGGCCGCCGUCGUUGCUCACCCAGCCUCCUUCAGUUGGCUCAAGGGCUAUCAUCCUGACGCUUGCGGAGGGCUCAUCGACUUCAAAGAUGACUUUCGUGUCAUCUAUGAUCACCGCGGCGCGUGUAUCCAGAUCGACAGGCCUGUCUUCAAUUUUGCUGUCGAGGAGAAUUUCAUCUGCACGUUCUUCUCAGAUGUCGAGUGCACUCGUCUUGGUCUUGUUCAUCAUGCGGAGGGCCCCGAAGCCGGUACCUUUCUCGACAAGGUCGUAGCCUACCAGUGUGCCAAGGCUACCGAGUGGCCUCAUGUUUACAGGGCCGCAGAGGAGGUUCCGGCAAAGACUGCCUCGAUCCACUCUUUCGAGCCCAUGGAGCUCGUUCUACGCAACGUACAGGUCUCUUAUCAAGGUCCCUACACUACUAGCUCCACGGUCUGGGCGAACCCUUUCAGAACUGAUGAUAUCACCGACGAGGUUACUUCCUAUGUGACGACAAGCCCAACUUGGACUUCAAAGUCGACCCUCACAACCUCUACCCACCAACGGUUUACCGCUCCUGACCCAGAUCCAACUAUUGACCCUCACCCCUUUGAAAGGGUGUCUUCCGGCGAUUCCCAGAUCCCGACCAUAGUUGGCCGUUCUGUCUACCCCGAGAUCUCAAUUCUGCCAAUCUCCGAUGAUAUCUCUUCCGACUGGCUCCACCCAGUUCCUGACACCAGUGCGGACUUCACCAUUCUGCCAAUAACCACCGAUAUCUUGACCUACGACUUGUUCAGCCCAACCCCCACAACCCCUAACGGAGAUAUCACAAUUCUACCAAUAUCCACCGAUGCCUACGACAACUUGCACUACUCCUACAUUUGGACUGAUGUCAGUCUCCCCAACUUCCCUGACCUCUCUACCGGCUGGGUCAACCCUGUUAUCACAACCGCAGAUGAUGUUACAAUUCUACCGACGAACGCUGAUACCUCCUUCAACUGGCUCGGCCCAGUCCCUACAACCACGGACGAUUUCUUCGAUACCCCAAUUACACCACUAUACCCUGAUUACUCCGUCGACUGGUUUGAUCUUGUUCCAACGGCUACCCCUGCAGAUCACCGCAUUGUGCCAGUCCCUAGAUCCCUCACCGCAGUCUUCGUCCCAGAUACCGAAAGUCGGGAUCCAAUUAUCAUCUCCCUUCCGACUACUGUGAUCACUCUCUAAGCUUCGUGCAUCACCCUUAUAUUGAAGCUUGAUCCCCGAUGUUCUGGAAAGAUCGGAUUGUGAAGAUGGACAUGGCUCAAGAUUGGGGGGUUUAUACCGGAGAACGCCAGUGUUUGAAACGUGAUGGAUAACGAAUCAAGUACACAGGCGUUGGAGGAGGUCUAGUGUCGAGAGCAAAUGCCCUUUUCUAAGUUUCUCAUGUAGAUAAAAUCCCAAAAAUAUGACUUUUCUUUCACCGCUCCAAUGCCUUUCGUAGAUUAGCAAAACAGGUACCUCCUUUGGAAGUGUUAUGUUAUUCAGUAUUGCGCCGCCGAUCACCGUGAUGGUUAUUUGUCAACGAGCAAGAUGAAGCUGGCUAAGAGGUUCAGCGCAUCAAGAUAGGACCCAUUCAGUAGAUUUAGA